This is a messenger RNA of Phodopus roborovskii (desert hamster), 2514 nucleotides long. RefSeq names its product neurolysin (gene Nln). The transcript is spliced from 13 exons. Lineage: Eukaryota; Metazoa; Chordata; Mammalia; Rodentia; Cricetidae. Gene Ontology annotation, biological process: proteolysis; peptide metabolic process. The record is from RefSeq and is a predicted model, not a curated record. Gene Ontology annotation, molecular function: metalloendopeptidase activity. Gene Ontology annotation, cellular component: mitochondrial intermembrane space. Bases 85 to 2199 code for a protein of 704 amino acids.
GGGCCCGUAGUCUCCAGCGCCCGCCUCCCGCACCCACCGGCCGGAGGACCAGGCGCCCGCCGCUGCCGGCUUCCCGGCGUGCCCAUGAUCACCCUGUGCCUUUCGGCUGUGCGAGGCCUCCACAGAGCUGGUGGUUCCAGGAUUCUGCUGAGAAUGACGUUGGGAAGAGAGGUAGCGUCUCCUCUUCAGGCUGCGUCUUCCUACACAGCCGCUGGCAGGAACAUUCUGAGAUGGGACCUUUCUCCAGAGCAGAUCAAGACAAGGACAGAAGAGCUCAUCACACAGACCAAGCAGGUGUACGAUGCUGUGGGGACAAUCGACCUGAAAGAAGUAACUUACGAGAACUGUUUGCAGGUGCUAGCCGAUGUAGAAGUGAAGUAUAUAGUGGAAAGGACCAUGCUGGACUUCCCUCAGCACGUGUCAUCUGAUAGAGAAGUGCGGGCCGCCAGCACAGAGGCAGACAAAAGGCUUUCUCGUUUUGAUAUCGAGAUGAGCAUGAGAGAAGAUGUAUUUCAGAGAAUUGUUCAUUUAUACGAAAACUGUGAUUUGGAGAAGAUAACGCCCGAAGCCAGGCGAUACUUGGAAAAGUCAAUUAAAAUGGGAAAAAGGAAUGGACUCCAUCUUUCAGAGCAAAUAAGAAAUGAAAUCAAAUCAAUGAAGAAAAGAAUGAGUGAACUCUGCAUUGACUUCAACAAAAACCUCAACGAGGAUGACACUUUCCUUGUGUUUUCCAAAGCUGAACUUGGUGCUCUUCCCGACGACUUCAUUGACAGUUUAGAAAAAACAGAUGAUGACAAGUACAAAGUUACCUUAAAGUAUCCCCACUAUUUUCCUGUCAUGAAGAAAUGCUGCAUCCCCGAAACGAGAAGGAAGAUGGAAAUGGCUUUUCAUACAAGGUGCAAGCAGGAGAACACUGCCAUUCUACAACAGCUCCUCCCGCUGCGAGCACAAGUGGCCAGACUUCUCGGCUAUAACACCCACGCCGACUUUGUCCUUGAACUGAACACUGCAAAGAGCACAAGCCAUGUGGCAGCCUUUCUAGAUGAUUUAAGCCAGAAACUGAAACCCUUGGGUGAGGCAGAACGGGAGUUUAUUUUGAACUUGAAGAAGAAGGAAUGUGAAGAGCGAGGUUUUGAAUAUGAUGGAAAGAUCAAUGCGUGGGAUCUCCAUUACUACAUGACACAGACAGAGGAGCUCAAGUACUCCGUGGACCAGGAGUUCCUCAAGGAGUACUUCCCCAUCGAGGUGGUCACCGACGGCUUGCUGAGCAUCUACCAGGAGUUGCUGGGACUUUCAUUUGAGCAAGUGGCGGAUGCUCAUGUUUGGAAUAAGAGCGUUUCACUUUACACUGUGAAGGAUAAGGCUACUGGAGAAGUGCUGGGACAGUUCUACCUGGACCUUUAUCCAAGGGAAGGAAAGUACAACCACGCAGCCUGCUUUGGCCUCCAGCCGGGCUGCCUUCUCCCCGAUGGCAGCCGGAUGAUGUCUGUGGCCGCCCUGGUGGUCAACUUCUCACAGCCCGCAGCAGGCAGGCCCUCUCUCCUGCGACACGACGAGGUGCGGACUUUCUUCCAUGAGUUCGGUCACGUCAUGCAUCAGGUCUGUGCACAGACUGACUUUGCACGAUUUAGUGGAACAAAUGUGGAAACUGACUUUGUAGAGGUGCCGUCACAAAUGCUUGAAAAUUGGGUGUGGGACGUCGAGUCACUUCGGAAACUGUCAAGGCAUUAUAAGGAUGGAAGUGUCAUCACAGAUGACCUGCUUGAGAAGCUGGUUGCUUCUAGACUGGUCAACACAGGUCUCCUGACGCUUCGCCAAAUUGUCUUGAGCAAAGUUGAUCAGUCCCUCCAUACCAAUGCGUCUCUGGAUGCUUCAAGUGAAUAUGCUAAAUACUGCACAGAAAUUCUCGGAGUUGCGGCUACGCCAGGCACAAAUAUGCCAGCUACUUUUGGACAUUUGGCAGGAGGCUAUGAUGGCCAAUAUUAUGGAUAUCUUUGGAGUGAAGUCUUUUCCAUGGACAUGUUUCACAGCUGUUUUAAAAGAGAAGGGAUCAUGAAUCCAGAGGUUGGAAUGAAGUACAGAAACCUAAUCCUGAAACCUGGGGGAUCUCUGGACGGCAUGGACAUGCUCCAGAAUUUCUUGCAACGUGAGCCAAACCAAAAAGCAUUUCUAAUGAGUCGGGGCCUGAAUGCUUCCUAGACCCCGGAUCCUGGGAGCCAUCCAUGUCUGGAGGACAAAUCAACCCGCCAUGUGGUGCUAGCCUGGAGACCGAAGGCAGUUUUACAAAUGAAAACUUAGAUUUCUAUUGAUUUGCUUUUGUUUUUCAAUUUUAAAAAUUAUACAGCUGUAAAUGCAAUUAUAAAUACUGUGACCUAAGAAAAGACCCACUAAAAAUAAUUGUACUAUAAAAUUUCAUAAAAUGGAUUUGAUUUCUUUUGAUAAAAGUUUCAUAUGAAUGUAAUUUGAUUUUUUUACUAUUAUAAUCUAGAUAAUAUAAUGUAAGAGGGCUAAGAA